Messenger RNA from Penicillium soppii, 750 nucleotides. RefSeq lists its product as uncharacterized. Gene Ontology annotation, cellular component: cytoplasm. The record is from RefSeq and is a predicted model, not a curated record. The coding region runs from base 1 to 750 and encodes 249 amino acids. Gene Ontology annotation, molecular function: protein binding. NCBI's taxonomy places the organism in Eukaryota, Fungi, Ascomycota, Eurotiomycetes, Eurotiales, Aspergillaceae. The transcript has a single exon.
AUGUCUCAACUUCCCGCACGCUUCCCAUGUUGGUGCCGAGCAGUGUACUCUUGGGGCGGAGAAACAACCCGAGAUUUGGGAUUUGUGGAGGGUGAUUUGAUUGAAUGCUUGAAUGCGGGCGACGGACAAUGGUGGAUGGGUCGGUUGCGCCGUGACAGGCGCGCGGUUGGACUGUUCCCAUCUAACUUUGUCGAACUUCUGAGUGAAGACUUUGUGCCCGUCAGCCGUGAUACCAGCCCUAUGGUGUUAGCGGGAUCCUCACCGAUCAACAAUCCCACAUCAGCCCCCAAAAAGCAAAAGACCGUAUGGCGGAAACCAUUCCAAGCACACAAGGAAGCCGUGUCACCAGCUUCAGUGGCUCGGCGCGCCACUGAAUCUAGUCCGGCCGCGCCCGCAAUCCCACAAACACCACCUCGGGAUGGAAGUGCGCCGAGGAGCACAAGGCCCUUGCGCACACAUGCUUCGGCAGUCAAGAACCAAGGCUCGGUAUCCCGGCCUCCAACAUCCUCAUCCCGGCCUUCUUCGCGUGGAGUUUCUCCCAGAACGCCGACAGAGCCUGAAAGAUCGCCAUCUACAAUAGUUCCUAGAGGGAGCAUCUCGUCCUCGCGACAUUCGUCCCGUGAGCCAUCUCCAUAUCAGGCGCAGGAGCGCCCGUCGUCCACAAUGAUGCCAAAGAGUAGCGUUUCGUCCUCGCGUGCUAUGUCCCGCGAGCCAUCUCCUUGCUCGCGCAAGAACAAUCUCCUGCCAUGA